CUCGCUCCCCACACCCCAGCGGAGCCGAGUCCGGGAGGGACGCAUCACACCAGCUCUCCGCCGACCCCCAGCCCCCGCCCCGCCCAUGGCCGCGCCGGGACCCCGCGCCUUACGGGCCGCGCUCUGUGGCGGCUGCUGCUGCCUCCUCCUGUGUGCCCAGCUCGCUGUGGCUGGUAAAGGAGCUCGAGGCUUUGGGCGGGGAGCCCUGCUCCGCAUGAACAUCUGGCCAGCUGUCCCGGGGGCCUGCAAACAGUUCAAGCUCUGUGAGCAUUGUGUGGAGGGGCACAAAGCACACAACCUCUCUGGCUGCGUGUGGGAGCAGUGUCAGCCAGAGGAGCCAGGACACUGUGUGGCCCGAGCUGAGGUGGUCAAGGAAGGUUGCUCCGUCUACAACCGCUCAGAGUCGUGUCCAGCUGCCCACCACCACCCCACCUAUGAACCAAAGACAGUCACAACAGGGAGCCCCCCAGUCCCUGAAGCCCACGGCCCUGGCUUUGAUGGGGCCAGCUUCAUUGGGGGCAUCGUGCUCGUGCUGAGCCUGCAGGCAGCGGCCUUCUUCGUCUUGCGCUUCCUCAAGGCCAAGGACAGCACCUACCAGACACUAAUCUGACCCCCUUCAGGCCUGGAUUCCACACUGAGGGGAAGGAGGACGAAGAGGCUGCCCUCUCGGCCCCCUUGUAGGUGCCGGGGUGGGAAGAACUUUGGCCACCGAUUUCUGGCCCCUGUGGGCAUUAAGCAGGCUCAGUGCCUGGCAGCUGACAUCCCCUCCUGUCCCGGGCCUGGUACCUGCGGCUGAGAGCAUCCUUCAACCACCUCGCGUCUUAUCCAUUAUCCCUGUGGGCCCCCUGCCUGGCACGGGGUCUGUGCCUGCCUCUUCCCACCCACCUGGCACUGCCCUCAAAUAAAGGAAUUCUUUCCAGCACUGUGCUUCA
Molecule: messenger RNA, 932 nt
Organism: Panthera uncia (snow leopard)
Lineage: Eukaryota; Metazoa; Chordata; Mammalia; Carnivora; Felidae
Gene: CD164L2
Product: CD164 molecule like 2
Exons: 6
Coding region: 86-610 (174 amino acids)
Cellular component (GO): cytoplasmic vesicle
Source: RefSeq, a predicted model, not a curated record